GCCGCUCGCCCGCCCGCCCGCAGCUCGCACUCGGUAGCGCCGCGGGGCAAGCAUGGGAGCCGAGCGCGCCCUCCCGGCGCCCACACCUGUCUGAGCGGCGCGGGCACCCGGCCCGGCGGGCAGCUCGGCGCGGUCGAGAGGUAAUUUUUCAUCCCUUCCUGUGCCUGAACUGCAAAGGAAGCAUUAUUCCAAGAGAGUGGUGCUCAGCAUGGCGGGGAUUCCAGGGUUCCUCCUCCUCCUCCUCCUCAUGCUCCUUCUCCUCCUCUGCGCUGUGGGGCAGGUGAGCCCCUCCAGCGCCCACUGGAAGCCCACCUGGCCUGCUUACCGCCUUCCUGUCAUCCUGCCCCAGUCCACUCUCCACUUAGCCAAGCCAGACUUCGGGGCCGAAGCCAAAUUGGAAGUGUCCUCCUCAUGCGGACCCCAGUGUCAUAAGGGAACCCCACUGCCCACUUACGAAGAGGUCAAGCAGUACCUGUCUUAUGAAACGCUCUACUCCAAUGGCAGCCGCACCGAGACCCAGGUGGGCAUUUACGUCCUCGGCAGUGGUGGCAGCAAGUCCUCGGGCAAGUCCCGGAGGAAGCGGCAGAUUUACGGCUACGACAGCAGGUUCAGCAUUUUUGGGAAGGACUUCCUGCUCAACUACCCUUUCUCCACCUCGGUGAAGCUGUCCACAGGCUGCACGGGCACCCUGGUGUCGGAGAAGCACGUCCUCACGGCUGCCCACUGCAUCCACGACGGCAAAACCUACGUGAAAGGAACCCAGAAACUCCGCGUGGGCUUCCUGAAGCCCAAGGUCAAAGAGGGCCGCGGGGCCAACAGCUCCAGCGCAGCCGGGCCCGAGAAGAUGAAAUUUCAAUGGAUCCGAGUGAAGCGCACCCACGUGCCCAAAGGCUGGAUCAAGGGCAAUGCCAACGACAUUGGCAUGGAUUACGACUACGCUCUCCUGGAACUCAAAAAACUCCACAAGAGAAAGUUCAUGAAGAUUGGGGUGAGCCCUCCCGCCAAGCAGCUGCCGGGAGGCAGGAUCCACUUCUCUGGUUAUGACAACGACCGGCUGGGCAACCUGGUGUACCGCUUCUGCGACGUCAAAGAUGAGACCUAUGACCUGCUCUACCAGCAGUGCGACGCCCAGCCCGGGGCCAGCGGGUCAGGGGUCUACGUGAGGAUGUGGAAGAGACAGCAGCAGAAGUGGGAGCGGAAAAUCAUUGGCAUCUUUUCAGGGCACCAGUGGGUAGACAUGAAUGGUUCUCCACAGGAUUUCAACGUCGCUGUGAGGAUCACGCCUCUCAAGUAUGCCCAGAUUUGCUAUUGGAUUAAAGGAAACUACCUGGAUUGCAGGGAGGGGUGACAAUGGGAAUCUUUCCUGCAGCACUUAGAGGUCUUCAUGUCCUUAUUUUAGGAGAGGCCACAUGAGGUCAUUGGUAUGUGUGUUCGAGUGUGUGUGCGUGUGUGUGUGUGAGUGUGUGUGCAUGUGUGUGAGUGUGUGUGCAUGUGUGUGAGUGUGUGUGCAUGUAGUGUGUCAUAAUAUCUUUUACAUCAUUUUUUUUUAAAUUGCAAGAUGACUGGCAUCAUGAUUUGAAAAUUGGUUUGUGUAUCACGUCAUAUCUUUUGAGCAGUUGGAAAGCCUACUUUUGCAUAGAAAUAAAAAGCAUACUGAUGUUUGGGGCAAUGGGGACUCUUUAGCGACUAAGUUAAUCUUUCACUUUUUGAGAACUUUGAUUUUUAUUUCAUCUGAACUUGUUGCAAAGGUUUAUAUUAAAUAUGUGGCAUACAGGAGAUAUAAAUUCUAAUGUGUGUAUAGUGUGUAUUUUCUCCUGAGAGUCAUCUUAUUUUUGUUUUGGGUUUUUUUAAACUCCUAAUCACUAAUGUGUCCAGAUGGCAGUGUUCCCCGCAGCAUACAACACAUGGUACCUUUCAAAGCACCUCUGCGACAGGCAGUUACCAUAGUUUGGAUUUGGAGAUCUGCGCGGUAGUCCUUGAUCAGUAAAAUAAUUUGUUGACCAUGUUAGUAUACAUUAAAUUAUAUCUAACAGUCAGUCAGUCCCCAAGAUGUUUUUUAGUUUUGAGAUAGUUUCUCUUCCGAAGAUUGUUGCUCUAUGUUUGAGGAAGACUUUGCAUAUGGCCCUCCCCAGAGUAGGCUACAUGGUUUAUGCCAGCACUUCCAGGACUUAACAGGAUUUCACUCACAUUUUUCGAACUAACUGUUUCGGAAGACAAUCAUCAGGGCCUCAUUGGAGCAGGCUGUGUUGCUUCCCAGCGCACAGUUGUGGUCACACUACAAUCAUUGCAUUUCCCCCCCGGAGUGUAGCACAUCUCAUGUUUUAUCAUUUGGAUGGAGUAAUUGAAAAUGAAUUAAAUUCCAGAGAACAAUGGGUGCAUUGCUCAGCAGAUGUCACGGCAGAAUGAGGACUUGUUUGGAGCCUGGCACAGUCUCCCGGUCUAAUCAGAAUUAUUCCGCAUACUUUUCAGGGUGCUUGGCUCAUUUGGACACUUUUCUCUUGUACUUUACUUACUUUAUAAUAAAAAUAUUUGGAAGGUGCUAUAAGAAAAAACAACAUGACUUUCUUUUUCCCCCCACUAGCUUUAAAAGGGCUUGCUUUACUGGAAUACUCUAAGCUGCAGGCACAUAUAAUCAAAUAGACUAGCAACAAUGGCAAUUGGGAGAAGGAAAAAUAGAUUAGAAUCAUCACUCCAGUAAGUACCUUUAUGAACUUUUAUCCAUAGGAAAGUCACAGUAUGUAAAGGAGAGAGUUUGACUCAUUUUAUGUCUUAAUUCUUUGCCUCUCAGCCUGGAUGCUUCUUUUUAAAUGAAUUACAAAUGGGUCACACGGCAGAUGUUUGCUGUUCUCGCUCCCCGGGUAACUUCAGCCUGCCUUCUGACUAUCUGUGAGGACAUCCAAAUACAGUAUUGAUGCUUAAACCUCACCCAGGUGGUUUGGCUUGUGUGUCUCUUGAGCUUUUCAGAAAGAUAAUCCGGCUAAGUCACUCAAGAAAUGUACAAUCAUAGUGCUUUCUUUAAAUCACAUAAGAAAUACUAUGCAUAGCAUUCUAGCCAGUUUGACUUAGUGGACAGAGAGUCAGCUUGUGGACCAAAGGGUCCCAGGUUCAACUCCAAUCAAGAGCAUGUACCUUGGUUGCAGGCUCCUCCCUGGCCUGGGCCCUGGUCAAGGCUCAUAUAGGAGGCAACCAAUCAAUGUGAUUCUCUCACAUCAAUAUUUCUCUCUGUCUUUCCCUCUCUUAGCAAGAAUCUAGCCUGAGGAAGAAGAGAAGUCUCCAUCUCUAUGUCUGGUAUUUGGGGAGUUUGUUUGGUUUACCUUUUGCUUCAUGCAAAGAGGUGUUCACUGAACACCUAGGUCAGAACUGCUUUUUUAAAAAUAAAUAUACCUUGAUUUCUUCAUGUCAACGUGUGCAAAGGCUAAGCUUCCCUCAGCAAGGAGAGGCAAUGGCAGAAAGCUAAAACAGCAUCAACGUUUAGUUCUCAAGUAGAUGUAACUUUACUAAGGAAUUGUACCCAUGUGCUCUGGGGAGCGCACCUCAGGACUGUAAAAUCAUUCAACAUGUCCACCUUUUCAGUGGUAAUAGAAAGAAGCUUUUUAUUAAUUAUCAUGAAAGUUGAAGUAAAAAAAAAGAAGAAAGGACUCAUGAUAUUAUUAAGAUAAUUCAUGUAUUAAUUAUACAUCCCAAGGCUGUAUUCCCAGUAAGACGUAGAACGUUUCUUAAAGUGUGUGCCUUAAACACUCAUUCCUCCCCAUUUUCUACCAAAAAUAAAAAGGGCACCAUCACCAAGAAGGAGGGAGAUGACCCUCAAUCCCACCUCCCCCCCUCCUUAUCAGGGAUUCACAUGUUUGUUUGCACAUUAAAAGCUCUAAGAAGUCCUGUACUGGAGACAUGUUAAUGUUUUAAUGUCUGCAUUUCAAUAAACACCUUUGGUCACCACA
Messenger RNA from Pipistrellus kuhlii (Kuhl's pipistrelle), 3938 nucleotides. RefSeq names its product serine protease 23 (gene PRSS23). Bases 209 to 1348 code for a protein of 379 amino acids. The transcript has 3 exons. The record is from RefSeq and is a predicted model, not a curated record. Gene Ontology annotation, biological process: proteolysis. Lineage: Eukaryota; Metazoa; Chordata; Mammalia; Chiroptera; Vespertilionidae. Gene Ontology annotation, molecular function: serine-type endopeptidase activity.